AUGUUGAUUGCCCGACUGGCGUUUUUAAUCUCUAUUCUGGGCUUUGUGGUUGGGCUCCAGAAUCCGGAGUCCACUUCCAGUUCCACGACUAUCAGGACUAUGAGGGCUGGCCGUUAUUGUCAGCGAAGUGGAGGAUAUUGUCGGAUGCAUGGGGAUUGCUGCUCGCGAAUGUGCAUUCAAGUGUCAGCAGAGUGUCGUUAGAAUAAAUUGGCUACCUUAAGCUUUGAGUUUGAUAUAUUGAAAA
This is a messenger RNA of Drosophila simulans, 244 nucleotides long. RefSeq lists its product as uncharacterized. The transcript is spliced from 2 exons. The coding region runs from base 1 to 201 and encodes 66 amino acids. NCBI's taxonomy places the organism in Eukaryota, Metazoa, Arthropoda, Insecta, Diptera, Drosophilidae. The record is from RefSeq and is a predicted model, not a curated record.